UUUAUAUAUAGGUUUUACUAAUUUGCAUUCCUUCUUCUCAGUCCAGUUACUGCACAAAUCUGACCUCUCUGAUAAAUUAUAUAGGCCCUUUGCGCUAUAUUCUUAGCAUCUCUUCCAGUCGCAACUAUGAAAAGAUCUUACUCAGUGUUCUCUGCCUCUACUUCUUGUUCUUAUUCUCCUAGAACAGAAUAUGAUGUGUUUUUGAGUUUUAGGGGUGAAGACACCCGCAACAAUUUCACAAGUCAUCUCUAUCAAGCUCUUUGUCAGAAAGGAAUCUACACCUUCUUAGACGAUGAUAAACUUGAGAGAGGCAAAUCCAUCUCCCCAGAAUUGUUGAAAGCCAUUGAAAAGUCACGCUGUUCGGUCAUCGUUCUUUCGGAAAACUAUGCUUCUUCGAGAUGGUGUUUGGAUGAACUUGUCAAGAUUCUUGAAUGCAGGGACGCCUAUGAACAGAUUGUUCUGCCAAUUUUCUACCAUGUGGAUCCAUCUCAUGUCCAGAACCAGGUUGGAAGUUUUGAAGAACCAUUCCACAGAUAUGAACAAGAUUUUACUCAAAAGGUGCAGAGAUGGAGGAAUGCUUUAUCACAAGUUGCCGGUCUUGCUGGAUGGGCUUUACAUGAUGGGAAUGAAGCAAAAUUUAUACAAGACUUUAUCAUAGAGGUAUCGAAUAAACUUGGUGCUGCACUGUCAAACAUUUCAGAGGACCUAUUUGGUAUGGAUUCACGACUAGAGAAACUAAAUGUUUGUGUUUGUGCUCGAUCAUUGGAUAAUGUUCACUUUAUUGGAAUUUGUGGGUUGGGCGGAAUAGGGAAGACGACUCUUGCUCAAGCUUAUUAUGAUUGGAUGUCUUCCCAAUUCGAAGGUUGCAGCUUCCUUAGAAAUGUUAGAGAAGUGUGUGAAAAGAAUGAAAAUGGUCUUGCGUAUUUGCAGAAUCUUCUUCUUUCGGACAUUCUAAAUGAUUUCCCUAUAAAAGUAACGGAUAUUCACAAAGGAAUGGACAUGAUAAGAAGUAAGUUACGCCAUAAAAAAAUACUUCUUGUCCUUGAUGAUGUUGACAACUUAGACCAGCUAAAAGCAUUAGCUGGAAAAAAUAAAUGGUUUGGCUGUGGAAGUAGCAUAAUUGUAACUACUAGAGAUGAAAGUUUGCUUUUAAAUACAUAUAUAGAAUGUAGCAUAUAUAGAGUUGAGAAAUUGAAUUAUACUGAAGGUCUUCGACUUUUUUCUCAUAGAGCAUUCAAAAGUACUCAUCCUUCAAAGGAAUAUGAGAAGUUGUGCGAACAAGUGAUAGCUUAUGCUGGCGGUCUUCCAUUAGCUUUAGAAGUACUCGGUUCCUUUUUAUGUGGAAAAAAUGUAAAUCAAUGGGAAAGUGCUUUGGAUAGGCUGAAGGAGUAUCCAAACAAGGAGAUUAUGAAAGUACUUCAAAUCAGUUUUGAUGGACUUGAGGAAACAGUGAAAAAUAUUUUCCUAGAUAUUGCAUGCUUCUUCAAAGGAUUUAAUAAAAAUUAUGUAAUACAAAUUAUGGGUGAUUGUGGUUUCUAUCCAGAAAUCGGGAUAGGAGUUCUUAUUGAUAAAUCUCUCCUACAUGUUGACAUUGUUGAUCGAGUUUGGAUGCACGACUUGUUACAAGAGAUGGGAAAGGAAAUUGUUCGGGAAAAAUCCCGCAAUGACCUUGGAAGAUGCAGUAGAAUAUGGGAUUAUGAUGAUUUAUCUCAUGUUUUAGAGCAUAACACGGUAAGAAAUUUUCUCAUAUAA
Molecule: messenger RNA, 1752 nt
Organism: Ziziphus jujuba (common jujube)
Lineage: Eukaryota; Viridiplantae; Streptophyta; Magnoliopsida; Rosales; Rhamnaceae
Product: disease resistance protein RPV1-like
Exons: 2
Coding region: 127-1752 (541 amino acids)
Biological process (GO): signal transduction; defense response
Molecular function (GO): ADP binding
Source: RefSeq, a predicted model, not a curated record